AUGCUUGUCCUUCCCAUUCACAGGAUACUCAUCACGAUCGUCGUGUUCCUCGCCCUCUACGCUAAGGCUGAAGAUAUCAGCGAUACAUCGACAUUAUUCAACCUGGUCCCAGACUGUGCAAAGGACUGUGUGAUAGACUUUAUCAAGUCUGAGUAUACGCCUACAGAAUGCAUAUCGCCUUCGAAUGUCACAUGUUUCUGUCGGACUAAGACAGCUAAUGGUUUCACGCUGGGAGAAGCGGCUUUGAGCUGUGUUUUGUCUAUGUGCGAGAAAGAUGUCGCUGCCGAUUUAAAGGCAUAUCAUAUUUGUGACUCGGUGUCUGGGUCCAUUCCAAAGACGCAUAAGACUAUUACCGCGACUGUGUUCUCGGAUACGAGCACGACUAUUGCCGGGGAUGCGACGACAACUGUAAAUACGGUGGCAACGAGCUCCACUGAGACAUCUAAAAGCACUUCAAAGGCUUUGUUGACGACGUCGAGUAUAACACCGGCUCCAACGUCAACAUCAACGUCGACUGCUUCUAGUCGGACUUCCGAGGUCACAUCCUAUGAUGCCUCAUCUUCCAGCUCUCAAGUUACAUCAACGUCAUCUACUCAGGGUGUUCUUCCUUCUGGAGCUUCGUAUGGGGAUACGAGCAAUAAUGGUAAUAGCUCUACCAGUCCGGGGACUGUUAUCGGAGUAUCGGUGGCAUCUGGAAUUGCGGGAUCGUUUGUUAUCGGUGUUGCGGUGGUCUUCUUCUGUAAGAGAAGGCGGAAUCAACACCGCGGACGGCCACAAUCCGAUCCAUACAUCUUCGAAAUUGGAGGUGCCAUGUCUGAGCCUCCCGACUUUGCAAAGACAAUGCCACAUACCCCGUCACUUGAGCCAAAUCUCGGGAUUUUCCACGAUCCAACGACUGAUGGAACGAGAUCACCACCCGGUGCCUUCCGAAUUAUGUACUCCCCGCAAUUUGCGACGGCAUCCCAUGCCCCCUCCGACCAAACACGUGAAUCAAGAGACCAAGGGCGAAUAGGAUUCGCCGUGACCUCCGACUCGGACUGGAGCUCACCGUACACACAAUCAUCACAGAACAGCGGAACACGUUUACUCCGAAAUUCACCAGAGCAGAUGUUCCCAAAGCCACUGAAAUGGAGUCACCGACCACCCAGCGGCGAGACUCUCUUCGAAGAAGACGAAACUCAACAAAUACCAGCAAUGACAUGCACCAAUUCCAGAGCAGGAGUAGCAGGCUUACCAGCCAAUCCGCGUGCAUUCAAGGGAACCCCCAAAAAUCCCAACCAAGCAUCUGGUCCAAGAAGCCUCGCAUCACCCUUCAAUCCAGCCUCCUACGACGCACCCGAACCCACAAUCCGCGUAUCCUCCUCAAUCCCAAAGAACACAGAAAGGGUAACCUCCCGCCCGCACGACAACAGCCAAUAUGACAUAGAACACGUCCAAAUGUGGAAUGGCCCACGCCCACACAAAGAGCUAGUGGCACCCUACUACCCCGAAGGCCCGUGGGGAGACCGCGAACAACACUCCAAACCGUAUCAAGUCUCAAAUCAACCGCCUUGUCCGUCGGAUACAUAUCCCAGUAGCGUGGUUUACCCUGCUGGUCCGCCGAAGAGGGUUGAGUAUAGGGUUUCGCCUACUAGUCGGAAUUUGACGCCUUCGAAGCUCGGGGAUGAUUUGAUUCUUAGGGUUGAUUGA
Messenger RNA from Penicillium soppii, 1689 nucleotides. RefSeq lists its product as uncharacterized. The record is from RefSeq and is a predicted model, not a curated record. NCBI's taxonomy places the organism in Eukaryota, Fungi, Ascomycota, Eurotiomycetes, Eurotiales, Aspergillaceae. The transcript has a single exon. Bases 1 to 1689 code for a protein of 562 amino acids.